Messenger RNA from Racocetra persica, 881 nucleotides. Lineage: Eukaryota; Fungi; Glomeromycota; Glomeromycetes; Diversisporales; Gigasporaceae. The record is from the annotation of a GenBank genome assembly.
AUGAUAGCAACGUACAAUCAGCCUACUUCUUUUGCACAUCAACGUCAAAGUUCCGAAACUUUUGAAGAUAUCAAGAGUAAUAACUCUACAAAUCUUCAUGGCACUUUUAGCAUUGUAAAAAAUUGUGACAGUCCAUAUAACAACUGUGCUAUUCAAGCAAGUUUGAGCGAACAACCUCCACAACAACACGUUCAAUCUUCCACUGGUUCACGGCAACAAACUUUUGGCUCCUCAUCGACAAAACAAUUUAAUAAUAAUACUCGAACUUCUUCAUUAUCAACGUCUAAUACGACAACAAAUCGCAACAACUUUACCGAUAAUCAAAUCUUUACAACGGCCUCAACAACGGAGCAUCAUCAGUUCUCUCUUGCAAAUUCUCGUAGUGGCAACGGUAAUAACCAUCCCAAUUCCAACAAUGGCAGAAUUAUAAAUAUGGGUCAUAACGUUGGUGGCAUGAAUGUAAAAGAAAUUAAUGAUUGGACUAAAAAUGCUGUAAAAGAUUCAUCGAAAUUAAAAUUUGGUCAUAUUCUUUUUGAACAAGUUGCCUUUCCUCCAAAAAAGUCUCGUUGUGCUGAUAUUAAUGAAGACAAUGAUGAUGAUUCGAAAAAAGAUCUUUUGGGGGCUUCAAUUUGGCGCCUUUAUACAAAAGCGAAAGAUGCAUUACCCAACGGAAUACGUGUCGAAAAUAUUACUUGGAGAAUGAUGUAUUUAGCUUUAAACAAAAAAAAUGCUGAACAAACUUUAAUUAAACAUGAAUCGUUUGAUGACUCUCAUGUAUCUAUGUCUGAUGAUGUCUUUUCAAGUAAUAUGAUUAGACAAUCCAAAAAUUCCGUUGCCACUUCUAAAAAAUCUAUCGUUAAUAAUAUUUCUGUCCAAGAAAA